CAAAACUCACCCAAUCGGGUUUACACUUAGAUAUACGAGCCGAAGUUGGGGUGUUCAAAGUCGGUUCUGCCUUCGUAGGGCUUGGGCCGAGCUCUGCUCUGAUUCGAGCACUCGUGCUCUCUAGCUCAUCUCCGAUGUGUGGAAGGGAGCUUGAACUCAGCUUGCUUGCUCGAACUUGACUCACAAAAUUGCUGGCUUUGAAGUUCUAGCGCGGACUACUCGUAGAAUUGGUCCAGUGAAACUACUCUGGACUGGUGAUUUCGGGAAGGAAGCUUUCAAAUUUCUGCAGCAGAAUUGUCGAUGAUUAAGGCAUUAGGCUUCAUUCGGAGUCCAUUUACUGGUAGAAGAUUGUUGGCCAUCUGCCCCCGUCGUCCCCUUAUUCACACUUCUUCUCGGAGUCGCAAAGUUCCUGAAAGAUUUAUCUGGAGAUAUGAAGCUGAAGCAUCACCUGAUGGUGCCCUCAAAACGUUUGACGAAAUCCCUCAAAGAGCAGCUUUGAGCUUAUCCCAUGCAAGUUCACUUCAAGAUGGUGAGUCCGCGAAUUCUGUCAUCGUCAGAUUGGCAAAAGAAGGAUGUACUGAAGAGGUGCUGGAGCUGUUCAGGAGUAUGCGUGAACUUGGAAUAGUACCCACAAAAUAUGCACUUUCUACUGUGCUCAGUUCAUGUUCUAAAUUGUCUCAACUGUCACUUGGUCUGCAGAUUCAUGGGCAGGUUACUCGAAUGGGACAUGAGGAUAACCUGUUCAUUAGCAACUCGAUUCUUGAUCUCUAUGCAAAAUGUGGCUUGAUGAAUGAUGCUAGGAGAGUGUUCUCUGAGAUGCCGGAGCAUGAUCAAGUUUCAUGGACUUCAAUCAUUUCUGGCUGUGCACAAAACGCUCUUGGAGAAGAAGCGUUCCAACUUUUUGUGGACAUGAUACAGUCUAAUAUCAAGCCAAAUUGCUUUACUUUUGCCAGUCUGGUAAGUGCUUGUACUGGGCUAGCGUCAAUUGAUCUUGGAAAGCAGGUCCAUGCUCAAGUUAUCAUUGUUGGUGUUGAUGAAGACACAUUUGUGAUGAAUUCCCUUCUUGAUAUGUAUGCCAAGUGCGGAGAUGUUGAAGAUGCUAGGUACUUAUUUGAAUCAAAGUUAGAAAAGGAUAUUGUUAUAUACAACUCCUUGAUUGCUGGCUAUGCUCAAAAUUUAUAUGGUGAAGAAGCCUUACACCUCUUUGUUCAGUUGCAGUUUGAUGAUCUGAAACCAAACGGCUCUACUUUUGCUGGCGUGCUGAAUGCAUGUGGACAUUUAGCAGUACUUCAACAAGGGAAGCAAAUCCACUCUUUGAUAAUUAAGGUUGGGACAGAAUUUUCUGUUUUUGUUGCUAGCUCGUUGAUAGAUAUGUAUUCAAAGUGUGGAAGCAUAGAAGAAGCUAGAUGUGUGUUCGAUCAAGUACAGGAAAAGAAUUGUGUUCUAUGGACGACUAUGAUCACUUCAUAUGCUCAGAGUGGGAAGGGGCGAGAUGCAAUUGAGCUUUUCGAACAGUUGGUGGAGGCAGGAAUGACACCAGACAGGAUAUGUUUUACUUCUGUAUUGACUGCCUGUAACCAUGGAGGCUUUGUUGAUAAAGCAAUCCAAUAUUUCAAAUCCAUGCAGACACACUAUGGUUUGAUGCCAGAAAUGGAUCACUACGCCUGCAUGGUCGAUCUUUAUGGCAGAAAUGGGCUGUUGAUUGAAGCAAAGAAGCUGAUAGAUCAUAUGCCAAUGAAGCCAAAUUAUGUGAUUUGGACAUCAUUUUUAGGUGCGUGCAAAAUUAAUGGGGUGACACAGUUAGGAAUGAAGGCUGCAGAGCACAUACAUGAGAUAGAACCUGGAAGUGCAUCUCCUUAUGUGGCAACUGCAAAUGCAUAUGCAGAGGAAGGCAUGUGGGAUAAAGCGGCUGAGGUGAGAAAGGUGAUGAAAGAUCGUGGCGUGAGGAAAAGAGUUGGUUGUAGCUGGAUUGAAGUGGACAAGAAGGCGCAUGUCUUUAUUACCUCAGAUAGAUCUCAUCCACAAUCACAAGAAAUAUACUUAACAUUAGACAAUGUGAUCCUAGAAAUGAGAGAUGUGGGCUCUGUACCAAGUUUAAUUGAUGAGCAACAAGAUGAUAUUAGUACCCAAGGGAACCAAAAACUGUCAUUUGCCUUUUGAUGCCUAUAAUUGUUCUUAAACAACUUCAUGUUGCGUAUGUAUACAAGAGAGAGAGAGAGAGAGAGAGAGAGAGAGAGAGAGAGAGAGAGAGAAGCACUCACCCAGUUCAAUGCUUACCUUUAUACAGGCUUUGAAGUUUCCAUAAGGCAGACCCCUUAUGUAAGAAAACGAGCUUUUUUGACAUUCGUAAUAACCAUUCUGAAAUUGGUUUGUAGAUGCCCGAGGAUUGCUACAUAAUGUCCACCAUGAUUAAUUUAAGUGAAUUGAUUUUAGCAAAUAACGAUCAGCAGGAUUGAGCAAGCCCUUUUCGGGUUUCUGUACCAGAAGAAGUGUCAAAUAAGAUCUUGAUGUACCUACAGAAAUUAGUCCAUAUGGCCAAUAUUUGUCAACGUUUCAAGCCAUCUUGGUGGCUAUUUUUCUUGUUUCUGAGUAGUCCCUUCAAUGCCAAGUAAACUUUCAAAGAAACUUGGAGCUUGCUUUUGCCAUCUAAACCUCAGGAGCAGCCAUGGAAUGAGAGAAAAGGCCCAGUGAAGAACAAAGAUCAUAAGAGAAAGAGGAUGGCGUGGUCACUUCAACUUUUUCUCCUGAUUAUGCCAUUUCAUUUCUGCGUAGAAAAAGCCGAGGCACAACAGGAUUCACUUCUGGACAGCCAUGGAAGGAGCGAUUACUGUUCAUGAGUCUCUAUACGCUGGGAAGCUACGUGUUAUCUGUGGAAGAUGUCUGCAACUUGGUUCUUGAAGCCUCCAUGAAGAGGGUAUGGGAGAUGGGCGCCCCAGAGGCAGAGAUACCUCUUUAUUCUUGUGUUGCUACUUUGGAGGCAGAUGUGCAACUGUGAAUAUUCAUCGCAGUGACUUCCACCGUCCAAGGGCCAUAUGGCGGUGUGGACACUUCCUAACGAAAGCCAGUUGUGUUCUGCUUCUUCAACAAAAUGAAGUGCUUGUGCCGUAUAGACAUACUUUGUGGGCAUCCAACACCUCCCACCAAAGUUUACUGUCUUCUUCUUCUAGUGCCGUCUUAUUCAAUGGUGAAUCGAUCCCACUAAAUGGAAGUCUGAUCCUUGAUUAUCUCACCCCGCAACUUGGCACUAUAAAGUCGGGAACAACCAUUGUGGUCGACUGAGACUAGUGGCAUGCGCGGGGGAUUGUGUAGCAAAAGUAGAGCAGUAGAAGGGAAGAAACUUCUCCAAGGCUUGUCAUCAAUGGAGAAGUCACCAGCAGGGAAUGUUACAGGGAAUAGAGACUCGUUUGUUCUAGCAACCAGAGCCUGUCGUUUGAUUAUGCUAUGAUCCUGCACCGGAGGAAAACUUGGAGAUCUAUGGCCCUGUCGUCUGGUUUUGGAAACAAAAAUAGGGCUGAAAAUUUUGAGCUAAGGCUGCCAACUGCUGCUUCUUGAAGGAAAGCAGCGUGCAUGGAAGGAUGGAUUCUCUGUUAAUGAAGCUCGUUUCCAUGGUGAAGUACCCCACUUGCAGCAUUUAUGGUAAAACUAAACAAAAUACAAGAAAACGGGUUCCAACUUGCAACCAGUCAGUAUGCUCAUGAAUGGCAGGUUUACAUUGUUUAAAUUACAUGGGCGAGAAACCACACGAUGAGCUACAAGCGACGCCUCUCCACGUCUCCAUCCUUUACCUUGCUAAAUGGGUCAUCACAUCCAGUUCAUUUCAUUCGUUUUAUAUAGUUUUUCUGUUUGUUCUGAAUAAAUAUUUACAGCAGACAUUCCACGGCGCUCAAGUAGCCGCGCUCAAGAGGCUACCUUCUCUCUAUGUGCCCACCAUUGUUAGGGUUCACAAAGCUUGUUUCCGAACUUAUUACAGUUUAGAGGACAAGUCUGUGAAAGGAUUUGAGCCCAAGUACUUGAAAAAGGUGAACUGCCUUAACGUGCA
Nymphaea colorata (pocket water lily) is the source of this 4039-nucleotide messenger RNA. RefSeq names its product pentatricopeptide repeat-containing protein At2g13600-like. NCBI's taxonomy places the organism in Eukaryota, Viridiplantae, Streptophyta, Magnoliopsida, Nymphaeales, Nymphaeaceae. Bases 301 to 2160 code for a protein of 619 amino acids. Gene Ontology annotation, biological process: RNA modification. Gene Ontology annotation, molecular function: RNA binding; protein binding. The record is from RefSeq and is a predicted model, not a curated record. The transcript has a single exon.